Molecule: messenger RNA, 1314 nt
Organism: Gigantopelta aegis
Lineage: Eukaryota; Metazoa; Mollusca; Gastropoda; Neomphalida; Peltospiridae
Product: nicotinamide N-methyltransferase-like
Exons: 4
Coding region: 25-939 (304 amino acids)
Cellular component (GO): cytosol
Molecular function (GO): N-methyltransferase activity
Source: RefSeq, a predicted model, not a curated record
UAAAAAUGUCAAAAUACCAUUAAAAUGUGCACCCCAGAACAACUGACCCCUCCGUACGGCGUGAUUGAUAACCGCUCUGGACCAAUCAUGUUUCGCGGUUCAAAGACCACGUGGCCCAACUUUGCUUGGACGCCAUUAGAAGGUACAGACAAAAAGCUAUAUAAGGGUGAAGACUACAACACAGAAUUUGAUCCGAAAGUGUUCCUGUCAACAUACUUCAGUGACGUCACGGGACAUGCUGACAAAGGCGACCACAUGGAGUUUAUGAUGGAUUCUCUUCAUGGAAUAUUUUCUGACGGUGAGCUACGUGGACGACGUCUUCUCGAUGUGGGGACAGGGCCCAGCAUCCACACUAUCAUCAGCGCCGGCAAACAUGUGGACGAGAUCUACCUCAGCGACUUCUCCAAACCCAACAGGGAGGUCCUGCAGGACUGGAAGAAAGGAAGGUUGACUCACAGCUUUGAGACGUUCUUCAAGUACAUCGUCGACAAAGAAGGGAACAGUGAAAGCGCCGGUGCAAGGGAAGAGGAAACUAGGACGAAGGUGAAGGACAUAUUUUUCGUUGACCUUCUUUCAGACUCCUGGCCAGAGCUGUCGUCCCAGCAACCAUAUGACGUCAUAAUCACGUCUCGGUGUUUGGAAUCCUUGGCACCGACGAUCGACGUGUACCACUCCAUUUUUGAGAGACUGGUUGCCUUGUUGAAACCAAAUGGCUUUUUGGUCAUCAUCGGCGUCUUGGGGGUACCGUACUACAAAGUCGGAGAGAAACAUUUCUAUGCCCUCACUUUGACUGAAUCCGACACGAAGGAGAUUUGUACCCGUUGUAAUUUGGAUCUGUUACAUUGGGAAUCUACCAAACUCGAGAUGGGUACUCCGACAACAGAAUUAGGUUUCAAAAGAACAUUAGCGAUGGUCGCAAAAAAAGUUAAAAGCCAAUAGAUUGUUGACUUCCGUGCUUAACGCUCAAUAUGUUGUUUGUUAACGAGACUGGUCUGAGUUUGGGGUCAUUAUCAGAUGUUUCCCAUCAUUAAAUUGAGACUUUCUAAAGAUAAAAAUUACAUAUUAAUGACAUUUUCUUGUUUAGAAUAUCAGAGUUUGUAUAUCCAAUGUGUUUCUGACAUUUGUAGAAGUUCGAACCUCAUUUUAUUUCAUAAUGUAUAAUACAUUUUAUGAACCUAGUCUCCUAUCACUACUAGCCCCGUGGUAAAGCGCUCGGUCGAUGCGCGGUCGGUCAGGGAUCGAUCCCCGUCGGUGGGCCCAUUGGGCUAUUUCUCGUUCCAGCCAAUGCACCACGAUUGGUAUAUCAAAGGCCGU